This is a messenger RNA of Aphanomyces astaci, 2418 nucleotides long. RefSeq lists its product as hypothetical. The record is from RefSeq and is a predicted model, not a curated record. Bases 1 to 2418 code for a protein of 805 amino acids. Lineage: Eukaryota; Oomycota; Saprolegniomycetes; Saprolegniales; Verrucalvaceae. The transcript has 8 exons.
AUGUCCCGCCCCAGCUACACCACCACCAACCAUGACGCCCCACGUGUCACGCUCUGGACCACCACAUACCCUCCCCAAGCUGACUACCUCAGCCCCAGUCAAGACACAUCACUCGGCUCCCUAGUCCCCACCCAUCGGGACAUCCCACUCCACAACCCCAUCCCAUCACCGACAUCUCCCCAGUUGGCCCGGAACGCCCAACCACGCCAACGGACACAACAUCCCGAGCCCAACCCGACACAGAGCACCACCCAUCCAACCUUCGAGGAUAUGCCUACAUCCCCGGCCCCAACACCACCUGGCCCGGCACACACCCACACCCAUCCCUUCCCCCACACUGGCUCACACCCAACCCGACCACCACCAGUCAAACGCCACCACUCCGACAUCGAACCCGACCUGGAUUUUUCCCACCCCUCCUUCCACCUCCGCCGACAAAGAGACACCACGAAAUGCGAAGUAGCCGACACUACUAUCGAUGACGACGACCAGGAGGAGUAUGACGCCAACACAGCCCUCCAGUUUCCGGGCAUCCGGAAUCUGCACGACGAAGGACAGCCAAUCCUGUAUCGCACCAUGCAACGGUACUGGGAGCGGGAGGCACACCUCUUCCAAGGCUUCACCGCGGACGACAUUACCGACGUAGAGCGACACUUCGCCGAUACCAAAGUCCGUAUCCAGUUCUCCAUCAACCCGUCACUCCAGCCUCAGAACGACCAACUCAGCAUCAUCAACUACCGACGCGAGAUAGAGGAUGUCUGUCAGGAACACUUCGGCCUCACCUUCCGGGGAGGGCCUGGGCAGCACCACGACGUGGGUAUCUUUUUUCUCCGCGACAUCUCUGUAGUUAUGAUCUACCAAUAUGCCGGUGUGCUCGACAACGGCCUCUCCUUCCACCAGCUUGAAUACCGCUUGAAUACCGCAAUCCAUCCAAAACCUCCCCUGGUGACCUCAUGUGCGCCCUCCGCGCCCUUGGGGCCAAUACCGCUUCCGCCUCGCCUCCCACCACUUACCACUACUGACGACAUCCUCGCUGCGCUUCGCGGCUCCCACCUCCCCACCCCAGACCUUUCCUCUGGUCCUCCUCUGGCCCACACCUCCACAUUCUCACCGGUCGCCCCCGACGGUCUGCUGCGCCGAUACAGUGUCGGGACUGUGGCCGACACGACCACGAGGGUCGACCCUGUGACCGCUUCACCUAUCUGGACCCACGGGAUCGCGCUCGCAGUAACUCCCAACACACAACCUCCACUCGCAGGGACCUACGUAGCCCCGACACACGCACACGCAGUGCAAGGCGCCACCGCCAUGCGGGACACCACACACAUUCAGUCCCCCAACACCCCGCCGCGGAAGGCCAACACCAACAACACCAGCACCAAACCCAGGCCUGGCAACUCCCAUUUCAGCGCCACCCACAGCAGGUCCCCGGACACACCACGGACCUCAAUCUCUACCUCCGGCGUGAGGUCUCCACCCUCCAGUGCUGCUUUCUCCACUCUGGACGCGCGCCUCCUAGAGGAACGACGCCUACGAGAAGCCGCGGAACUUCUCCAAGCCGAGGACAACCGCUUAAGCGCGGAGGCACGCAUCCGCCUGAACACUGUGGUCACACAACACGAGUCCCAACAGGCUGCCUUAACUGCACGUCUCCCAUACCUCGAAUCCAGCGUCCACACACUACUCCAGGCCAUGCAGUCCGUAUCGUCUCAAAUGUCAGCACUGGCAGCCUAUCCGCCACCCUCCCACCAAGACUGGGACCCUCCCGGGCACUGUGGCGUCAAACUAACCCCGGGGUGUUGGGUCAGACCAACGACACCUCGGCAACGCCUCUGGUCUGGAUCGUGGUGGCUCCUCAGCUUUCUGCUCUGGAUCUCAUGCUACCUCCCCCUGGCCGCUGCCACCCUCUCUCCAUCACCGACAUCACCCCUACCACCAUCCAUCACUACACCGUCCCACCCCGCCCCCGCAUUCAGCCACCUACACGAUCCGUACUCUUCGGAUGACUCCAACAACUCGGAACUCCUCGAUGCCCGCAUUGCGGAAGCACUACAAAAUCCUCUCCCGCCGAGUACCCUCGACAUCAACCCCCCGCGGCAACGCCGCCGACGACGCGCAUGGAGGAUCCAUCGCCUCCCCCUCCCCCCACCUGACGCGGACACUGCCAGACACCAACUCGACAACAUCCUCUGGCGUGAAUCACUCAAGGGCGAAACGUACAUUGGCGACCCAGGUCAUCCGCCUCCACCGGGGCUCCUGCUAGAUAGCCUGCUUAUCGCAGCCACCAACAUCAAUAAAAACACGUAUGGUAAACUGGGAGAUGAAUUGGCCACCUGGUUCCGCGCUAGCGCACUGGACUUCCUCAUCAUCGCUGACUCUGACCUUCCCGCACACAAGGCCACUCAACUCUGGACUUAG